ACUCACUCACUCACUCGCAGAGGAAAAGAAUGAGGAAGAACCCGUUCCUUUCACUCCGGCACAUUUCUGUCUGUCUCCGGUCUCGCGAUCUGGUCUGAUCUGAUCUGAUCUGAUCUGAUCUGGUCUGAUCGGCUGUGUGAAUGGGAAAGCGGGAGCGAGUGUGAGUCUGAACAGUGCUGCGGGUUUCUUAUCGCUGCUUCCAUCCGCCGUAUAAAAGCAGCAAACCGAAUGCGAGCUCGAGCAGUGCGGCACCGACCACGCGCGCUCCGUCUCCCCGCGACCUCCUCUGUGUCCGAAGGUUUCCGAAGCAGCAGACGGUUCAUUUUUCACCCGUGGCAGAAUGAUGAGGCAUUCUGAGGUUUCCUCGUUCCUCUCUAUGGGGCUCCAGUGUCUCGCACUAGUAGCAGUGUUGCUCUGCAACAUCCAUCACGUGACAGCAGAGAAGGUUCAAGACCACUCCAGCUCGGACCAUUCUAACAAAUCAGGGACCUGCGGGGGUAUCGUCCAGUGCGCCCCCGGAGUCAUUCUCCCCGUAUGGGAGCCCCAAAACCCCUCUUUCGGGGACAAGGUGGCACGGGCCACAGUGUACUUUGUGGCAUUGUUUUACAUGUUCCUCGGAGUUUCCAUCAUCGCAGAUCGUUUCAUGGCGUCCAUCGAGGUAAUAACCUCUCAAGAGAAAGAGAUCACCAUUAAGAAACCCAACGGAGAAACCACCACAACCACGGUACGCAUCUGGAACGAAACUGUGUCUAACCUCACCCUCAUGGCCUUGGGUUCCUCUGCUCCAGAGAUUUUGCUUUCUGUCAUCGAGGUUUGUGGUCAUAACUUUAACGCCGGAGAUCUUGGACCAUCCACCAUUGUUGGAAGUGCUGCCUUUAACAUGUUUGUGAUUAUAGGAAUCUGCGUCUACGUGGUUCCUGAUGGGGAACAUCGUAAAGUGAAGCACCUUCGCGUCUUCUUCGUCACUGCCACCUGGAGCAUUUUUGCGUAUCUGUGGCUCUAUCUGAUCCUGGCGGUUAUCUCGCCAGGCGUUGUACAAGUUUGGGAAAGCCUCCUCACACUUUUCUUCUUCCCCAUCUGUGUGGUCUUUGCCUGGAUUGCAGACCGUCGUCUGCUCUUUUACAAAUACGUCUACAAACGCUACAGAACUGGAAAGCAUCGUGGGAUGAUCAUUGAGACCGAAGGAGAUCGUCCUCUUCCAUCCAAAGUGGACAUUGAAAUGGACGGGAAGAUGCUCAACUCUCAUGCUGUGGAUUUUCUGGAUGGAACUUUGACUCUGGACCUGGACGACAAAGAUCUCGAUGAAGAGGAGGCCAGACGUGACAUGGCGAAGAUCCUGAAGGAGCUGAAGCAGAAGCAUCCGGAUAAAGAAGUGGAGCAGCUGAUUGAGCUCGCUAAUUACCAGGUUCUCAGCCAGCAGCAAAAAAGUCGAGCUUUCUAUCGGUGCCAGGCGACGCGGCUGAUGACCGGCGCUGGGAAUAUUUUAAAGAAACACGCAGCAGAUCAGGCGCGGAAAGCAGUCAGCAUGCAUGAGGUGCGCAGCGACAUCGGCGAAAACGAUCCCAUUUCCAAGAUCUAUUUUGAUCCUGGAUCUUAUCAGUGCCUGGAGAACUGUGGAACCGUGGCGGUCAAUGUGGUGCGUCGCGGUGGAGAUCUCAACCAAACGGUUUCCGUCGAAUUCCGCACAGAGGACGGGACGGCCAACGCGGGCUCGGACUACGAGUUCACCGAGGGUACGGUGCUGUUCAAGCCGGGAGAGACUCAGAAGGAGAUCCGCGUCGGCAUCAUCGACGACGACAUCUUCGAGGAGGACGAGAACUUCCACAUCCACCUCAGCAACGUCCGCAUCGUCCACGAAAGCGAAGAAACAGAGAAUGCCGAAGCCAAUCACGUGGACACCAUUGUUACCCUCGGCAUGCCUUCCACCGCCACCGUCACUAUAUUCGAUGACGAUCACGCUGGAAUCUUCACCUUUGAAGAACCGGUGACGCACGUCAGCGAAAGUAUCGGCUUGAUGGAGAUGAAGGUUCUCCGUACAUCAGGAGCUCGAGGUGUGGUUAUGGUUCCCUACAAGACCAUAGAAGGCACAGCUAAAGGAGGAGGAGAGGAUUUUGAGGACAGUCACGGUGUCUUGGAGUUCCAGAACGACGAAAUCUUGAAGACGAUCUCGGUCUAUGUGCUCGAUCGAGAGGAAUACAAUAAACAGUGCAGCUUUUAUUUAGUGCUCGAGACGCCACAGUGGAAGAGGAGAGGACGCACAGAUCACAGAGAGGAAGUGAAGGAGGUGGAACAGGAAGAGGCGGAGCCUCUAACAGGAGAGGAUGAAGAGGAGCGGCGUAUCGCGGAGAUGGGCAAACCCACACUGGGUGAACACAUCAAACUGGAGAUCAUCAUCGAAGAGUCUUAUGAGUUCAAGAACACUGUUGAUAAACUGAUUAAGAAGACGAACUUGGCGCUGCUGGUCGGCACAAACAGCUGGAGGGAUCAGUUCAUCGAGGCCAUCACAGUCAGUGCCGGUGAGGAUGAUGAUGAUGAAGAGUGUGGUGAGGAGAAGCUCCCGUCUUGUUUUGAUUACGUCAUGCACUUCCUCACCGUGUUUUGGAAGGUUCUGUUUGCCUUCGUCCCGCCCACUGAUUACUGGAAUGGGUGGGCGUGUUUUGUUGUGUCGAUCCUCAUGAUUGGCAUUCUGACGGCGUUUAUUGGAGACCUGGCGUCUCACUUCGGCUGCACCGUAGGACUGAAGGACUCUGUCACUGCUGUGGUGUUUGUCGCUCUCGGGACCUCAGUACCAGACACCUUCGCGAGUAAAGUGGCUGCGAUCCAGGACCAGUAUGCUGACGCAUCUAUCGGGAAUGUGACAGGCAGCAACGCGGUGAACGUGUUCCUGGGCAUCGGUGUGGCGUGGUCCAUUGCCGCCAUUUUCCACCAAUCUCAGGGGCGUGAAUUCCGUGUGGAGCCGGGAAACCUGGCCUUCUCGGUCACACUCUUCACCAUCUUCGCCUUCAUUUGUGUGGCUACACUAAUGUACCGCCGCCGACCCGACAUUGGAGGCGAGCUGGGAGGCCCGAGGACUGCCAAAGUGCUCACAACCAUGCUCUUUAUCAGCCUGUGGCUGCUCUACAUCCUGUUCUCCUCACUCGAGGCUUACUGCCACAUCAAGGGCUUCUAAACACACACUUACACAUACCCAGAGGAUCUCCCUCACACACACACACACACACACACACACACACACACACACACACACACACACACAGCACCCCAAUGUCCAUGAAGAUAUGUCCACUCUCUCUCUCACACACACACACACACACACACACACACACACACACACACACACACACACAAAGGUUAUGUGUAAGGACAGAUAGUAAUAAGAAGAAAUUAACAUGAGACAGGACGUUGAUUAUUUCCUUCUUUUCCCGUUUUAGUUGAGAAUAGACAGCUGACGUAGAUAAAGGAAUGAGGAACUUCGAUAACCUCUGCUAAUAGGCUUUAGUUCUUUUUUUUUUUUUGUGAUUCUUAAAAUGAUCAACAGAACAGAGAAAUGACUGAACAGAAAAGAGCUUUAAUUUGCUGUGAAAUCUUGAUUUUGAGUAUUCAUUUCCUUUCUGCUACUUCUCGCUCCUCUUUCAAUGCCUCAGGCUGAAAGACUGAAUCUGAUUGGAUGCUUGAAGGUCAGUCUAGGCUCCCCAUUGGCUCGGGUGGGGGUCAGAAAGUCCGAGGGUGUGAUUUUAGUGGAGAAUAAUGUAUAAAAAUAAUAUGAAACACUUGACAACCUUGAGGAUAUGCUAGUACUAAAACACUUUACUUUGUACAAUAGCCCAGGUUCCACGAAAUGCUGGAUUUAAGAGAACGGAAUUCUGGGUUAAUUUCCGAAGGCUGUAUUUUUAUUAUAAAGCGUACACGUGCACUAUUCCGGUCCUUUUGUGGCCUUUAUGGUCCUUUCAAAGCCAUUUUCUGCAGCAAAAUCCCUCUAAACUGUUGAUAAAGAACGAUAUUAGCCGUGAUAUAUUAUGUCGAUUUUUCUUCAUACAGGUUGGGAUUUAGAGAGCAUCUUUUAGCUGUUAAAAAUUCGCAUUUUACAAAAAUGUCUCGCCUACUGGAACAGGAUUUAACGUUUAAAGUUAGCAUGGUAAGCGCAUGUGGUGUUAUUGCUAACAACAAAGCUAGCAAAACUUUAUUUACCUGAACACACAUUAUAGCCUACAAAUAUUCACUAACUGCUGUAAGAAACCAAUCAGUCAAAAGAUUGCUGGAUCUAAAACUCAUCAGAAAACAGACGACACGCUAUUCGCAUUAAGAGAAAAGAGUAGUGAAACCAUUGAGCUUUUUCAACAAGCCCUGAGUCAAAUUUGUUCAUGAAUGAGUCCAUCUUUCUGAAAUAGAUGGGUCAUGAGACACUUUUCAUUCGUGAGUAAUUCGUUUUUUAGUCAUGAAAUUGAGACUCUGAAUUGAGGCUGUCACACCCUGAGUCUUUCCUUUCGUUCAGUUGCUGCUGAAGUCAAACUGCUAUAUUUCCGUAGUUUUGAGUUAUUUUUUUAUCCGUCAGUGUUUGUAAAACUCUCAUGACAGUCGUACGUGUAACUGUGUGCACGAGUCCUUAAAUAGGAUUCUUUCCUGUAUCACUAUCAGCUAGCUUCUGUUCUGUGUUCGGUGUGUUUCUGCCCGGAUCCAGACGACUCGGCCGUGUCCAGUCCCCAUGUUUCAUAAUCUUCAUCUAGGAGAUUUUCAGAGUUGUUUUAUAAACGUUAUUUAAACAUUUAAUUAGAUUUUACUGAAUUUUACAGACUGAUAUACCUUGUUAGAUUAGCGUUUUAUUAGUGUGUCUUUUCUGCCUGAGUUUACACUGAUAACACAACACACACACACUCACACAGUUCCCAUGCAGUACACACAGCUACAGUCUCACACAUUUCAAAAGCAAGCGUAACUAUGCUAAAGACGUACACAUCAUCGCUAGCUAAACUCUAUCUCACACACAAACACACACAGUGGAGUUUACGAGGGCGUGCACUCCCUCCAGUCCUGCUGAGAUUAUAGCUAAUUAAGGUUAACUACUUUAGAAGAUUAGCAUGGUUUUAGACAAAGACGCUCGAUUUAAAUUUGUAGAUUAGCAUUGGAUACGACACUGAACGUAGCUAGCAUUCUAACUUUAUUUAAAGGAGGAAAAGCUUUCUGAUUAAAAAUAAACACAGAUUUUCUUUUGUCCUUUUAGAGUCCAGAUUUUCACAUUAACCCUUGAGUAGAGUAGAAUAGAGUGUAGUCGAGUCGAGUCGAGUCACGCUAGCGGUUAAGGCUCAAUACAUUUAGAUUUGGGAUGAAUGCUAAUGCUAGUGUAGAUUUGAUUAAAGGGAAAAUAAAUUAGCCAAAGGGGAAAAAAUGUAAAGCAAAAAGUUUCUACACUUCUAAGCGAAACAGACGGUUUUCUUUUUGAUGCAAAGCUGGAUUUUUUUUACCAAAAGUAACAAAUUAACGCAUAUGAAAAAGUUCAAAAUAAUAAUAGGCCUUGGAAACUUUCAUACGAAAAUUUAUACAAAUUAUAUACAAAAGUCUAACAUUAAGUGCAAAUUAUUAGAGAGUGAGCGCAGGUGUGUGUGUGUGUGUGUGUGUGUGUGUGUGUGUGUGUGUGUGUGUGUGCUAAAGCUCUUCUUUUAUUUUCAGUUAAAAUUUUAUUUCAUUUUUUUUAUACAGGAAUAUAAACUGUUCCCUGUUAUAUCUUUAUGGAGACGAACGACAUGGACGGUUUUGCAAUACAAAAAAAAACACACAUAUACACAAAGAUAAAACAUAAACACACAAAACACACAACUAAACACAAAAUUUAAAAAGACUUGGACCCUUGAUAUUUCUUGAAAAACAAUAAAAAGAAAGAAAUAAAAAGUGAGAAGGUGAUGAAGAUGAAGAUGAAGAAGAGGACGGUGGAUGUGUGUGAAUUACAGCCAUACUCUGCCGCAACGGACUUCCUGUGGACGUGACCUCCUGCUAAUCGCGGCAUGUCUCUAAAAAUGUGUCAGCACCUGUGUGUGUGUGUGUGUGUGUGUGUGUGUGUGUGUGUGUGUGUAGUUUUGGUCAGUCAGAUGCGUCUGUCUGCAGCGUGUUACUAACACCCGCUCCUGAAACACAGCCGUGUCAGGUUUAUGAACACGAGUGCACUAGCAAAAACUAGUAAAUCCAGUGUUAGCCGCUAUCUGAUGAUGCUAAAUAACUUUAAAAUCAAAUGGUUUGAAUGCGCUAGUUAGCAUCUUCAAUCAAAAUCGAACACUAAAUAUUCUUAUAGUUAAACGAUCCGCUUUAACUUUACCUUUUAUUAUUUUUGAGCGUUGCAGGAUGUUAGCACAUUUUGCUAGGUUAGCUCUAGCAUAGCUACAUACUGUACUUUCAUGUGUUGUCAUUUAUGUAUCUCCGAUUUCAUUUCAUUCGCACCGGAUAUUAGCUAGGUAGCAUCUUUUUUCUUUUUCAAGUAAAAAUUUUUUUUACCACAAUAUUGACUCCAACACAUCGUGAUUGUUUUUAAAACUGCGAAAUUGAUGACACUUUCUCAAAAAAGAAAUCUGAAAAUUUAAAAAGUUUUUGUUGUCAGGUUAAAUUAUAUUUUUUUUUUUUACGAUUAUUUUUCAGUUGAUUUUCUAAGAAAUCUAAUUAGUUUAACAUAGAUUCAUUUUUAUUGGAUGUAAUUAUUAGUGCUAUUAUCUUUAUGUUCAUUCGUGUGAUUUUAUUUCAUUACUUUUAUUAUCCCAAUUACACAUUUUUGCUGAUUAAAAUAAAUCCUUUUUCCAGUUUUCUAAUCAAUUAAAAUAGAAUUUUCACAUUAUUGAUAAUAAAAAUAAUUUAAAUGCUGCGUUGGAAAACAAGUGAUUUAUCCUAAUCAUUAGUGAGAUUUGAGUGGAAUAGAUGUAAUUUAAAAAACUCAAAUUCUAAAAAAAAAAAAUAAAAAAAUAAAAAAAUGCUUCUACUACUACUACUACUAAUAAUAAUAAUAAUAAUAAUAAUAAGGUGAAACAUUAUAAAUAGCUAAAAGUUGAUGCAAGUCCACUGACACUUUUACACCCUGCUGGAGUUUUUCAGGACCGGAUUCUGAUGUUGUGACAUUUCUGGGUCUCUAAUUGUUCUCCACACUGAUUGUGGGCGGUCUUUGCAUUUCAACGCCCACACCCCUCCCCUUUUUCCUGAAGUGCUCCACCCCCUUCUCUAGACUCCUCCCACCCCUGAACCUGAACGUUUCAUAUUUGGAAUGUUAACGUGCUAGUUGUUGACACUGUGCAUGAAUGCUAACCCUGUCUGUAUAUAGUUCUCAGUAACACACUCAUUAAUGUCGUGGAUGAAAAAUGAGGGAUUUUUCUGGAACAUGUUCAUGUAGAUAAUUCCAUUUUAUUUAAGUUUUUUAUCUUGCACACAAACGAUGAACAGAAACAAGAGAAAAAGGCAGUAUCUGUCGUUCCAGACAGGACGUGAGGAGGAUGACCGGGGAAUGCAUGGAUAUUUAUGCUUAUAUAAAUAAUAUUAAUCAUAAUAAUAAUCAUAAUAAUAUAAAUAUAAUAAUAGAAGAAGAGGAAGCAGAACAGCAUCUCUUCUUGCUUGUUCCUGUGGUUUUAUAAUUAUUGUUUGAGGAUAGAUUAUUGUAGAUUAAAUGUUACUCUGUCAUUACGAGUUUUUGUGUGUGUGUGUGUGUGUGUGUGUGUGUGUGUGUGUGUGUGUGUGUGUGUGUUUAUAGUGUACAGUGUAAUGGAGGCGAGUCAGUGCCUCGCCGCUAUCAUAUUUAUUUUAAACCCUUUAGUCAACUCAAGAAGAAUGACAAAUAUUGCCUUUUAGAUGUACGUCUUAUUUCCUUCACUGAGCAGUGUGUGUGUGUGUGUGUGUGUGUGUGUGUGUGUGUGUGUGUGUGUUGUCAUCUUUUCCCCCCUCCCCCUCUCCACUGCUCAGAUGGACUCGUUUUUUCAGGGGUUUAAUAAUAUCUUUGGUAAUCUUGUUUCCAUGUGUGAUUCUCUCUCUCUCUCUCUCUCUCUCUCUCUCUUCAUGUCUCUUUCUCAUCGACGCCUUGCGUUAUCAUCACCACUGUUGUCACAUGACCCACAAUUUGGUCACAUUUUACGACAGCAAACAAAAAAGUUGGCGAUAAUAAACUGGCUUUAAUCGACCGCUUAUCAAACACUAAUAUCAUUUUUGUAUUGUAUGUUUUCAAGACGAUCUGCUACAACGGCCUGCUUUAGCAAUAAAUCACGUCAUCUUUGUGACUAGCCAUUUAAUUCAACGCAAGCUAGCUAGCUAACAAUCCCAGACUUAUCACCACAGCUAUUUAACAAGCCCAAAUCUUGCUAGCUAACGACCCAAAACAGCAUGCUAGCUACUAAAAAAGGCAAAUUGUGACAAUUUUGCUUGCUGACAAACCAAAACUUAGCAUGCUAGCUAAUAAAAAAAGGCGAACCGCAUCAAACUCUCUAGCUGACGAGGCAGAAAUUGCUUCAGUUACAUCUCCUCUGUCAUUGUUAACUAGCUAGUCAGCCUCGGUUAUUAGCUAGCUCGCGUUUGCAUUGUUUAUAUCUCCAUGUUGCCUUUUACUCGAACAUCAGCCCUUUAAUAUGAAUUGAUUUGUCUGUAUUUUGUCAGCUUUAUUCUGCAGCAUGACUUUUGUUUAAUAUUAAAUGCUCCUGUUCAUGUCGCUGGUCAUUUCUAACUGAAUUUUUUUAUCACAAUUUUCCACAUUAUUUGAAUAAUCUAACAGAUUCUGAUGUAAUAAUACAAAGCACUCGCAUUUUUAAUUUGCGAGUUGCCUAGCAACAGUGAUGUUGACAGGUAGUGCAUCGCGAGGGAUGAUAAUCGCGUGCUAGCAGCUAGCAUACAGGUGAAGUUAGGGAUUAGCGAGUGAUGAGUCGUGUGUCAUGUACAACAUGCAGCAUGUUUCUGGAAUGAGGGGGAAAAUGUAGAAAAGGAAGAUAUUUAAACAACACAAGUUUAUUUCAUGUCUGACUCACGCUCAGAAGUGUGUUGGUUAAUAAUUAUGAUUAUGGAAUUGAUGCUGAGUAUUAAUGCUGAAUACCUGACCCACGUGGGGCGUUAUGAGCGUUUUACUGAUUGGCUGAAACUCUGGAUUGUGACUGGAUGAUAAUGAAAGUACCGAGUUGUGUGUUUUUGAGUUGUUACUGAAGAUUAAACUCGUUAUAAACUGUUCUGUAUUUAAACACACAAACGCUGGUACACCAGGUGUCGCUCAUUUCUCUCAUUCUUCUCUCCAACUCUCUAUUUCUCUCUAUCUCUCUCUCUCUGGUUCUAAAUGAAGCUCUGACUAUUUCUUUUACUGUGAUGAUGAUGAUGAUGAUGAUGAUGAUGAUGAAGAAGAAAUGAUAAAUGCUGAUGUUUGUUGCUGAUCUUUAUGUUUGCACUCAGAUUAAUAAGAAGGAAGUCCACUAACUGUGAUUCGCCCCUGGUACAACCUCUACACAGGAAAUAAAGUUUGGGAUAUAAUCCUGUUUAGAGCUAA
Silurus meridionalis is the source of this 9478-nucleotide messenger RNA. RefSeq names its product solute carrier family 8 member 1b (gene slc8a1b). NCBI's taxonomy places the organism in Eukaryota, Metazoa, Chordata, Actinopteri, Siluriformes, Siluridae. Gene Ontology annotation, biological process: calcium ion import across plasma membrane; cell communication; sodium ion transmembrane transport. Gene Ontology annotation, molecular function: calcium:sodium antiporter activity. The coding region runs from base 341 to 3169 and encodes 942 amino acids. Gene Ontology annotation, cellular component: axon; postsynapse; sarcolemma. The transcript is spliced from 7 exons. The record is from RefSeq and is a predicted model, not a curated record.